AUGGAUGCUCUAAUCUGGAAUAUAAGGUCAGUCAAUACCCAACAAGCUUUUGAAAGGUUGAUCAAAAUGCACAGGAAACAUCACUAUGACUUUAUUGGCUUGAUGGAACCUAUGCAACAAAUGAGAACACUGGAAAGAUAUAGAAGCAGAAUAGGUUUUGCACAGGCAAUUGCUAAUGUAUCAAAUAAGAUAUGGGCUUUCAUUGAUGAGGUAUAUGAAGUUACAAUAAUGUAUAAUAUGGUUCAGCAACUAACUUUAAGGCUGUUUCACACAGAAAAUCAUGUGGAAAUAGUCCUUACACUGGUGUAUGCUAAAUGUGAUGCCAUUGAAAGGAUUGAACUGUGGGAUUCAUUGUAUUAUAUGGCAAAUGACAUGACAGUACCAUGGUUAGUUGGAGGUGACUUUAAUGUCAUAUGGGAUGAAGAGGAGAAAUUUGGGGGACUUCCAGUUCAUAUCAAUGAAGUUGAUGACUUCAGACAUUGCAUAAAUACAUGUAACCUGAGUGAUCUUGGAUUUAAGGGCAGUAUCUUUACAUGGUGGAAUGGCAGGGCAGAAGAAGACU
Molecule: messenger RNA, 562 nt
Organism: Nicotiana attenuata
Lineage: Eukaryota; Viridiplantae; Streptophyta; Magnoliopsida; Solanales; Solanaceae
Exons: 1
Source: RefSeq, a predicted model, not a curated record